This is a messenger RNA of Columba livia (rock pigeon), 1301 nucleotides long. RefSeq names its product mitochondrial calcium uniporter dominant negative subunit beta (gene MCUB). Gene Ontology annotation, biological process: calcium import into the mitochondrion; mitochondrial calcium ion homeostasis. Gene Ontology annotation, molecular function: calcium channel inhibitor activity. The record is from RefSeq and is a predicted model, not a curated record. Gene Ontology annotation, cellular component: mitochondrial inner membrane; uniplex complex. Lineage: Eukaryota; Metazoa; Chordata; Aves; Columbiformes; Columbidae. The coding region runs from base 150 to 1175 and encodes 341 amino acids. The transcript has 8 exons.
ACACCCAGAGCCACCCCGGCCGCCGGAGGAGCCGCCCUCCGCUCGGGCUCGCCCACGACCGGCGGGGAAGCCGGCGCCGCCCGCCCCGCAACGAGCGCGCCCGGAGGCGGCCCGGACCCCGCCGGAGGAGGAGCAGGAGGAGCAGGGCGAUGCUGGCGGGGCUGGGGCGGGCGGUGCGGAGCGGCUGGCCGCCGGGCAAGCGGCAGCCCCCGGUGCUGCUGGGCAGGCGGGAGGGCUGCCCGCCGCCCGCACCGCCUCAGGUGUGGCUGGGGGGACACGCCGGAGCUUGCGGGGGCCUGGAAGGAGCAGCACCUCCCAGCACCUUGGUGCCGUCUGACGAAGUAACUAUUAAUUACAGACAUGGUCUUCCUGUGAUAACUCUUACGCUGCCCACAAGAAGUGAGCGCUGUCGGUUCACUGUUAAGCCAAUGCUCACCACCGUAGGGGCAUUCCUGCAGGGUGUGCAGAGAGAAGAUAAAGGAAUCGAGAGGGCAGAAGUCUUUGCAACAGAUGGUAGCAAGGUCUCUGAUGCAACCUUGAUGGAGGUCUUACUGAUGAAUGACUUUAAACUCGUUAUCAACAACACAGCAUACAGUGUGUCGCCUCCUGUAAAAGAUAAGCUGAGUAGUGAGCAUGCUACUGAAAUGGAAGAUAUCAAAUCCUUGGUUCACAGACUGUUUGUGGCUCUACAUUUAGAAGAACACCAGAUUAGGAAAGAGAGAGAAUUGCUGCAGAAACUGGAUCAUCUGAAAGAAGAGCUGCUGCCUCUUGAACAGAUGAAAGCCAGAAUCACGGACAGUGCAGAUGCAAAGACCUCCAGGCUUCUGUGGGUGGGCUUAGCUCUGAUGUCAACACAAGGAGGAGCGCUGGCAUGGCUCACUUGGUGGGUCUACUCCUGGGACAUCAUGGAGCCGGUCACGUACUUUGUCACUUAUGGGAGUGCCAUGGCUUUCUACGCCUACUUUGUUCUUACCAAACGGGACUACAUUUACCCUGAUGCUACAGACAGGCAGUUUCUCCAUUACUUCUAUCAGAAGUCCAAAAAGCAGCAUUUUAAUGUGGAACGAUAUAACAAGCUCAAAGAAGACCUAGCAGAGGCAGAAGAAUCCCUGAAGCGUCUGCGCCAGCCUCUGCACCUGAGGCUUCCCAUCCAGGAAAUCAGUGACAAGGACUGACUUUGGUUUUGUAUAUAUUGAAAUUGCCCUUUCAAAGCUGAUAACGUGUAUUUAGUUACUCUAUAGAAACUGGAUAUUUUGGACCACUAUAGUUUUGAAAGUUGCAAUAAAUAUCUAUAAAAAUUG